Zeugodacus cucurbitae (melon fly) is the source of this 3188-nucleotide messenger RNA. RefSeq lists its product as uncharacterized. The record is from RefSeq and is a predicted model, not a curated record. NCBI's taxonomy places the organism in Eukaryota, Metazoa, Arthropoda, Insecta, Diptera, Tephritidae. The transcript has 4 exons. Gene Ontology annotation, molecular function: protein dimerization activity. Bases 224 to 2935 code for a protein of 903 amino acids.
UAUAAAAAAAAGCUAUGUGUGAACUUUGACGAACUUUGCUGAACAGCACGCCAAUUUGUGCCUGGCAAUAUUGUUUUGAUUUUCGCUUGUAAUAGCAGAUCAACCCUGCGCCAUUAAUCAAAAAAGAAGUUUCGCGAUAACAUUUUACCGACUAAUUAAAAACGGAAUCCAAAUAAUUGUUUAGAACUACUUUGAGAGACUUAUAAGACAAAAAUACGCAGAAAUGGCUAUGCCCAAUUUGUCCCAUGCCGACUUGGAAAAGUUGAAAUUUUUUAUAAAUUUCGUAUCUCAAAAUCCAACUGUUCUUAAUCUCCCACAACUACAGUUUGUUAAAGAUUUUUUGGAAAAAUUUGGAGGUAAAGUGCCGACUGGAGAAUUUAAGAUGCCCACUGGUGCUGCCGGCGGAAAAUGUCCAUUUGGCGGGGACGCAGCCGGCGGUAGUGGUAUGAAUGUUGAUGAAUCGGAGGAAUCGGAAUUGGAAGAUUCAGAUCCUGAGUCGGAGGUAGAAUUAGACUUGGAAGCUAAAACAAAACAUAAACGGAAAAGGCAGAAAAGUGGACCGGAUUUGGCGCCUCGAUCUAUUAUUGACGAUAAUUUCAUCAAUACAAGUGCAGUUUAUCUCGAGGAAACGAACGUAAUCAGAAAACAAGAGCCAAUAAAAACUGAACGAGAAAAUUCUGAUUGUGAACAAAACAAUAUCGAAGAGUUUGAAUGUCAGGUGGAAGCUGUUUAUGACAAUGAUGAAGAGGAUAAUAUUGAUGAAGAGGAUCCUAUCGAAACUAAUGCUGCGUCUGUUACGUUGAAAUUUGAAUUAGAUAGUGAUUGCGAAAAUGAUGAUCUUCAUGAUGAAAAUUAUAAAGAAGUCGAAGACGAUAGCGAUAGUGACGAAUCUGCAGAAAUGGUUUCUACGCGAAGAGAAACCCGUAGUUGUAAACGGAAAUUAGGAAAAAAGAAAAGUCACACAAGGAAUAGAAAUUUUUACACAGAAUUGAAACCAGAGAAGAAAGUAAGGAAACCUAAACCGGUUAAUUGCAAUGGGAAAUGUAGAAAAGAUUGUGUUAAAAUUGAUGAAGAUCAACGGCUGAAGUUGUGUAAACAGUUCUGGUCAUUGGGUUUCGUGGAACGCAAAAACUAUUUGCUAACGUGUAUAGAGAAAAAACCGCUUGGAAAAAUGCGUAUUAUAAAACGAGUAAAAGAAGCACGUCAACACACUAAUCACUAUUUCAUGCCUACAGGCGAGGGUGAACGCGUCAGGGUAUGCCUAGAUUUCUUUUUGAAAACACUUGUUAUAAGUGGUUACUUGGUGAAGGAUGCGCUGGAGAAUAACGAUGGCAAAGGUCAUUAUACCGGUACAGAUUUGCGCGGUGGCAGCGGCGAGGGGCGACGUCUAAAAAGUGAAAUAGCGAAACAGAAGCGUGAUUGUUCUAUGGAAGACAUAGUGUCUAGUGCAGAUAAUUCAGUCACUGAAGAAGCCAGAGAACAAGUGGAUCAUGUUGUUACAAGGGAUAUAACUACAACUGAAACAGAUGUACUAAAUUAUGCAACACGUGAGCUAAGCGAACAAAAUGAACAUGUAGAGGAGAACGAAACUGAGGAAAAUCGAAUUGAAAAGAUUUCAUCAAUUUCUACGCAAGAAACCAAACGUAACGAAUGUUUAGUAGUUUUAUCUGAACCUACUGAACCGGAGACUUCAACUGUAGCGAAAAUUAAAUCUAAAUCUAAUAAUCGUCCCAGUAGAAAAGGUAUCCCGGUAAAGAAAGAUCGUAUACCACAGCCCGUUAAUUGUGCCGAAUCGUGUCGCUUUAAAUGUCACACAAAAUUCACCGAGGAGCAACGCUCACUCUUAUGUGCGGCAUUUUGGCGUUUGAGUUAUAAAAGACGUAAAGAUUUUGUGUUGUCACGCGUUGAAGUACAUGAAAAUACCAGCACGACUGCAGCGGAGCACCGAAAGACGAAUCGUGUACGGGUUUAUACAAAUCGUUAUUUUCUACGUGGCGAACGCGGUGAAAAUGUACGCGUCUGUUCGCGUUUCUUCAACACAACGCUUUGCAUCGGCAGUCACUUCCUCGCCAAUGCACAGAAAAAUGUCGAUAAACAGACCGGUGCCUACGCGGGCGAAGAUCGGCGGGGACGCACUGCCAAAAAGAAUAAAAUAUCAGAUGAACUUGUGUGCGGUGUGCGCGAACAUAUCAACAGCUACCCCACAUGGGUGCCACAUAAAAGUUAUAAAACCCGCUUUUUGCACAGUUCAUUGAAUAUAGUGAAAAUGUAUUCGGAAUAUAAAGUGGAUUGUGAACGUCAAAAUAAAGCAGCCGUCAGUCCCAGUUACUUUCGACGCGUAUUCCAUAAGGAUUUCAAGUUGGCUUUUUUGCAACCCACUUCUAAACAUGCGCACAAAGUCAGCUCACAGAGAAAGAGCAAUGAGGCGACUAAAUCUGACAUUGGCAAUAAUUUAGCUAAUGCAAAUGUAGACAAUGCAUUGUUGGGUGACAGCACAAUUGUCAAGGGAAACGGCAGCAGCGUGCCGGCAACGAAAAAACUCAAUCCGAAUAUUUCCACAUUCACCGGUGAAGAGGGCGGCUUUUGGACGCAACUAACACCAAAUGCAACUGAAACUAUGCGCUUCUUACAGCAGCGUUAUGCGCCACAAGCGCCAACGCCUGUUAUUGUGCCCACAAUAUAUCAUCACCAACAGCAACUAAUACAAACGCCACCAUCAACAUCACAAACAUCACAAAUGCAACAACAGCAACAACAGCAACAACAACAACAACCACAACCACAACAUUUACCACCCGCAAUAAUGCCCACUCCUGCCUAUCAACUUGUGCCACAAGCCGGAGGCGGCGGCGGCGGUGGCUAUGUGCAUCAGCCGCACAUCAUGAACGCCGGCUACGAGAGCGAAGAGCGUGCACAAAACUUUCAUAUGCUUUAAGGAAUGAAAAUUAAAUUUAGUUAAUUGUAAGCAAAUAUAUGCAACUUAUGUAUUAGUAAUACAAACUUGAAUAUAGUAGAUAGCUUUACUUUAAGUAUGUUGGGAAUUUUAAUUUCACACAUUCAGUGUAUUUUGCUUUAUUUAUAAGUAAAAUAAAACAAAAAAAAAAUAGUUACAAUUAUGAAAUAAACAGUUCGAAUUUGUAUUUAACCCGAGUGCAAACGUAGCAACAAGGCGAAGCCAACAAAAGUGU